This is a messenger RNA of Populus nigra (black poplar), 1548 nucleotides long. Its product is annotated as transcription factor JUNGBRUNNEN 1. The record is from RefSeq and is a predicted model, not a curated record. Gene Ontology annotation, biological process: regulation of DNA-templated transcription. Gene Ontology annotation, molecular function: DNA binding. NCBI's taxonomy places the organism in Eukaryota, Viridiplantae, Streptophyta, Magnoliopsida, Malpighiales, Salicaceae. The transcript has 3 exons. The coding region runs from base 186 to 1094 and encodes 302 amino acids.
UCGAGUACCUCCUUAUAAUCAAAGUCAUGCCUUGACCAGAACAAGCACAAAGUACGCAAGCAUUCGUCGAAGGCACUGUGUGUUGUUUGUGUGUGUGUAUAUAUAAUAGCCCUCAACUUGGAGAGCAGUCUCGCGUGAUUAUACAUGGUGUAAGAGAGAAGAAAGAAAGAAAUAGAUAUAGAGAUAUGGAGGCCUUGUCAAAGAUGAGUAGUUCUGAUAUUGAUCAUAACGAGGAUGAGGAAGUGAUGCUUCCAGGUUUCCGAUUUCACCCCACUGAUGAAGAGCUUGUUGGGUUCUAUCUGCGGCGGAAGGUGGAAAAGAAACCACUUAGGUUUGAACUCAUCAAACAGAUCGAUAUCUACAAGUACGAUCCAUGGGAUCUUCCAAAAGUUAGCAAUGCGGGGGACAGGGAGUGGUACUUCUUCUGCAUACGAGGGAGAAAGUAUAGGAACAGCAUAAGGCCUAACAGAGUCACAGGAUCUGGAUUUUGGAAGGCCACCGGCAUCGACAAGCCCAUAUAUUCAGUCAAAGAACCACAUGAGUGCGUUGGCCUCAAGAAAUCCUUGGUCUACUACCGGGGAAGUGCUGGAAAAGGCACUAAAACUGAUUGGAUGAUGCACGAGUUUCGCCUUCCACCAAACGGGAAGACCACGAACCCUAAGAACAUUGCACAAGAAGCUGAGGUUUGGACGCUCUGUCGAAUUCUCAAACGAGUCCCGUCCCACAAAAAGUACGUACCGGCAGCAGCAGCAGCAGCAAAACAGCACCCUAUUAUUGACUCGAAUUCAAAAACAUGCAGCUUUGAAUCUGAAAUUAGUGCCGAGCAGAAUGUGAGUUUUGGAGACUCGUUCACUCAACGAAAUGAAAGGAAGCCUGUCAUCAUAGAUAAUCAAGUUAACCAUGAAAGGAAUCACUUUUUUACGGGUGGUCAGUAUGAUUCGAUAACUGAAGCUCCAUUUACAGCAGCUUUCCAGAACUUCUGGAAUCCAGAUGUUGGAGAUGAUUUCUUUGAUAAUGGAAACUGGGAUGAACUAAGAACAGUGGUCGAGCUAGGCGCCAUUGAUCCAGCUCAAGCUUACGACUAUUGUAGAUAAAGUGAUAGAUAGAUAGAUAUAUAUUUAUAUAUAGCUAGGUAGCCAAGCAGUUAUAUACAUAGACACACACACACACUAAACAUAUAUUCCCCUUCUACCACCACCUUGGUGGUAGCUAUAUAUUAUUGUGUCCUAUAUAUGAUGAUUGGGAAUUUAGAAAUCUAUUAAUUAAUUAAUUAAUUAAGCAUUAUGGAUUAGUAACAACCUUUUGACAUUUCCUUUCUUUAUGUUUUCCCUCCCUUCCCGGCCGGCCAGCGGGAGUAGCUUUUGACAUUAUAAUAUAUAUGUUCAAGGUAUCCGUGCCCAUUUUUGUUGGGUGUAUCGGACCAUGAACUAAUGUCUUAACUAUGUAACGAGGAAUCAGUUUAUUUAUUCUAUUCUUGGUUGGAUAUCUAUUUGUAAGCUUAUGAUGACUAUCUUCAUCAAAACUAAAUGCUAUGAUGUGUUUCAAAUC